Messenger RNA from Debaryomyces hansenii CBS767, 3480 nucleotides. RefSeq names its product Bud2p (gene BUD2). Lineage: Eukaryota; Fungi; Ascomycota; Pichiomycetes; Serinales; Debaryomycetaceae. The transcript has a single exon. The coding region runs from base 1 to 3480 and encodes 1159 amino acids. The record is from RefSeq and is a predicted model, not a curated record. Gene Ontology annotation, biological process: regulation of GTPase activity.
AUGAAGUAUCCAACACCAUUUCACGAAGUUAUAUCCAAGAUCAAAGGAAUAUUUGAAGGUAGGAAUUUCUUGGUGUCCAAUGAUUCAAUUAGUUGGCAUUAUGUUCAUUCAUUGAGAAUAACAGACGAGGGACAAAUGACUUCAACAGACGAGGAAGGGAAUCAGUAUAUUUUAUUGAAGUCCUUGCAAUCUUGUUACGUACAGAUAAUACCACACCUAAAUAAUAAGCAACAACAGCAACCUCCAGCUAGAAGAAUCCUUACCAGAAAGGCAAGUUCAUUAUCUAAUAAUUCCGAUAAUUCGGUCAGCGAAGAACCACCGGUGGUUUACAUUAAGACAUAUGAUAAUGAAAAAUUGUAUAUUAAAAUUCCGAUUAAGACUAAUUUUGUUAAUUUAAUGCCGUGCUUGCUAGUCUGGCAGGCAUUGAAACCCCAAACAUUGGCUAAAAAAUGGUACUGUGAAAACAAAGUAACUUCUACGAAUGGGUCUGACGUUCACGAAGUAUUAGUUUGCAGAUUCAAGAUCUACGGCCCAAUCCCAUCCAAAUCAAAGAAUAUAAAGGUGGUGCCGGGAGCGAAGGCACCAGUUUAUCAACCAAAAGGAGAUUCUACGUUUGAUUCCCAAAUAGAUGGAAUAAAUGGUAACAGCAAUGUAAAUUAUUUGCAAGGCGAUAAUGUCAACGAAGGGUGGUUUUAUACUAUGGGUGUUUUAAAAUCAAAUGGUGUAUUAAAUUUUAUAACAGAAUUAGAUGGUACUUUACUAUAUUCUAUUGAUAUGAAGCAAAUUUUGUCGUCGGAAAUUAGGCAAGUCCAUCAUUCUAUUUUCGAUAAUUCUAACGUGCUAUUCGUUGGGAAUAUCAAGGAAUUAAGAUCGAACAACUGUAUUAAAACUAUUAGCUAUCCUAAUGAUACCAGCUCUUUCUUAUUUAAGGACGGGAAAACUGUUGCAAGUAAUCAGCGUGUAUUAAUUGAAUUUCCUUUACAUAUAGACUUGGAAGAUUGGUUUGUUGGAUUAAACUACUUUUCUAUGAGGGAAUACAUCGGUUCUUAUAGCCCUGGACUGUCCCCAUUGAAUCAACCAUCGAACCCGGUAAAAGAGACUCCCGCAACAGUGCCAUUAUCUGAUUAUAGCAAGGAAAACUUACGAGUAUCAAAAAAAGUAUUCAUUGAUAUUAUCGAGGCAAAACUUGAUGAAUUUCCCAAUACUUCUUCAAAUCCCGGUAAGAUAUACGCAGAGGUCAUAAUGUGGGGUCUACCAUGGUCUAGAACGGCAUUAGUAUCGUACUCAGAAAAUCCAUUUUGGAAAGAAGAAUUUGUUACUGAUUUGCCGAUACUGACUCAAAUGAUACAUAUCUUAAUCAAGAAGUCGUCUUUAAACGAAUCCACGUAUCUGUCUAAUGACAAAUUAAUAGGUACAGUUUAUCUCACACCGGAUAUUUUGACAAAACAAAUGAACACUAGUUCCACAAUGAUGAUGGGAUCUGCUUUAGGAAACUCGAUUAAUGUCAAUGGUCUCCAACUGGCUGAUAAUGCUACAAAUAAUGAUACUGUAAGGUUAGCAAUUUAUGAUUCGUCUAAUUUACCAAUAGGAAAAUUACUAUUAAACGUGAAACUAAGGGAACAUCAUAUACUCCCACCUAAAGUUUACAAGCCUCUUGAAAAUAUGUUGCUCAAUGCUCCAAUGAAGGACUUAAUCAAGUUCUGCAAUGAAAAUGUCCAAACAUCAGAAUUUGAAAAUGUCAGUUUGAUUAUGUUAGACAUAUUCCAAAGUUUAGGGAUUGAGGAUAGAUGGUUUAAAUCUUUAAUGGAAGUCGAAUUGGUGAGCGUAGACAAAAUGACGAGAAAGAAUUACGCAUCUAAUAGAAGAAGUAGGGAUAAUAGAGCUCAAACAAAUAAUAAUUCCAGCUCAAGUAACAAUGUUUUUAAUACGUUAUUUAGAGGCUUAUCCAUCUUCUCAAAAUCCUUGGAGAUGUAUAAUUUAAGAAUUGGACAAGAGUAUUUGGAAAAGGUUUUCGGUGAGUUCAUGGGCAAGAUCUCAUACGAAGAGAAGGAUUGUGAGACAGAUCCAAGAUAUAUAAGAUUACAAUUAAAGGCUGAACGGAAAGGAAGAACAAUUGAUGAUUCAGACUUGGAAAGUGAUGAUUCUGACGACUAUGACUCCGAUAUUGAGAAAGAGAAUGAGGAAUUGAUUAAAGAAAGAGUUAAUACUAACUUUGGUAAUUUAUAUCAUUAUGCGGAAGAGGUUUGGAACAAAAUUUAUAUAACAAGUAAUGAUCUUCCUCAACAAAUAAAAUCCCAACUAAAGAAUUUUAGAACCAAGGUUGAGUUGAGCUGUGACCCUGAUGAUAAGGUCACUGCAUUGAAUUGUUUGAGUUCGUUUAUUUUCUUAAGAUUUUUUUGUCCAGCAAUUUUAAAUCCUAAAUUGUUCUACCUUACGAAGGAUCAUCAAACUGGGAAAACUCAAAGAACCUUAACAUUGAUUGCGAAGAUUUUAUUAAAUUUGGCAAAUAGACAAGAAUUUUCAGCUCAUAAAGAGCCGCAUUUAGUUAGAAUGAAUGCCUUUUUGGAAAGUCAUAAGGAGGAUUUGUUUGAAUAUUUUGACAAGAUAACUGGACGAAAGAAUGAUUUCAAUGAAAAGAUCUUGGAUUUAUCGCAUGAAGUUAAAAGAUUUGACCUAGGGAUUUCUGGCGAUAAGUCUUCACUGGAAUUGCCAACUACCCCGUACUUGAUUGAUAAAUACUUAAGAUUGACAGAGUUAAUUUAUUUGCUAGAUUUCAGUAAUGCAAAAUCUAUUAGCCACUUGAACACUCCUAGUCCUCAAAAUGGUCUCGUCAACUCGGGAUCCUCAGUCAGUAUUGAAAGUACUAUAUCGUAUAAUGGCCAAAGUGGCAACGGCAACCAAAAUAAUAAUGGCUCCUUUGACGAAAUUCAUCUCAAUAACGAAAGAAAUGUCUAUCAAAUAGGUUCUUUAGAAUUUGAGAAAUCUGAAUUUCUAGACUUGGCUGGUGAUAAUGACACUGAAGGGUUUAUAAAAUCAUUAUGCCGCAGUAACGAAAACAUAUUCUCGUUUAUCACGUCGGAUAUCACUUUGAAAGAUCUACAAAAGCAAAGUCAAAAUCUCACCAAUAUCAUCACCAACUUGGAAGCGCUCUUGGAGAGGUAUGAAUACCCAAGUAACUACCUAUCUAACACCGCUUUAUGGGAUGUCUUUACCGCUGAUAUACUUUCGAGAGUCUACUUGGAUACUACAAGAAACUGCAUUAUUCAUCUCGAUAGAUUAGACACUCUGGUACCAAGUAACCUAAAGAAACUUACUGAAAAUGCUUUCAGUGCUUUGAAGCUCAAAUUUCCUGAAACAAGAUUCGAAAGUGAAUCUUCUUAUGGAGCCGGUAUAACUCAAUCCCUUAGCACAAACUCUUUGGGUAGCAUUAUGAAAUCAUCUUCAAAGAAUCCCUUCAAAAAGUGGUUGAGGAAGGCCUAA